AUGGCAAUCGACAUGGAGUCGAGGGAGCAGACCAUAUUGGAGUUGAGGGUAGAAUUGGAGAUGGUUCGACAGGAGCUGUCAAAAAAAGACGAUGAUAAGAAGACCAUUAAAAGAUUGAUGAUGACCAUCGAAGCCCAGCAGUGGACAAUUAAAGACCUAACAGUUAAAUUAGACCUCCUACUGAAAACCCUUCCCAUCUAA
Acanthoscelides obtectus is the source of this 201-nucleotide messenger RNA. Lineage: Eukaryota; Metazoa; Arthropoda; Insecta; Coleoptera; Chrysomelidae. The record is from the annotation of a GenBank genome assembly.